Messenger RNA from Acanthoscelides obtectus, 3750 nucleotides. The record is from the annotation of a GenBank genome assembly. Lineage: Eukaryota; Metazoa; Arthropoda; Insecta; Coleoptera; Chrysomelidae.
GUCAUCCGUGACGUUGUAAAUAUGUUUUAUGGCUGUUAUCACCCCACAAAUGUCAUAGGUGACGUCUUAGAAUUUUAUUUUGGUUUUUAGUUUAAUACGUGGUUAUUUUUAUUUACACAUUUCAAUUUAAUUUGAAGUCAUUUAAGCCAGUUUGUCUUUAUUUAUCCAUUUCAUGUUUAUUUUACUGAGCUACAGGCAUAAUCAUGAGUGGAAAGCAUUUUUGCUUGAAGUGGACCAAAUUCGAAGCAAACAUCCUGAAUGCCUUUGAAAGUUUGCAGGCCACAGAAGAUCUUGCAGAUGUAACGCUAGCAUGCGAUGGAAUCAGUAUCAAAGCACAUAAAUUUAUUCUCUCCGCUUGCAGUCCGUAUUUCAGAGCUAUGUUCAAGGAAAACCCAUGCUCUCACCCCAUUGUCAUAUUGAAUAACAUCUCACAGGGUGACCUGAUGGCAAUUAUUAAUUUCAUGUAUCAUGGUGAAGUUACAGUAUCAGAGGAACAGUUGGCUACAUUUCUACAAACAGCAGUUGUAUUGCAAGUGUCUGGAUUGAUGAAUAACGAUCAAAAUGCCAACAAGAAACUAGCAGGGCAUCCAAAAAAGACUAAACCCACAAAUGCAUGUUAUGACUAUCCAAAUAAAAAACUGAAAACAGCUCCUAAAACUAAGCCAACCCUAGAGGAGUUACCAUCAAGUGAAACAAAUCAGUUUGAAAUGGUUGAGAUGAGCAAAAUAAAGACUGAAGAUGAAACAAAUGAUUCAAAUGAUUUUAAUGUUAUUGAUAAAGUAGAGGUUGUAGUAGGGGAAAAACCUGAAACACAAGGAUCUAUUCUUGAAGCAGCUUUAGAAGUUAAAGAUAAACCUAGUAGCAUUUUAAAGAGGUCACUAACUGCACAAGCUGUGAAAUCACCUUCUUCUAUACCUUAUCCAGUUGAUAAGAUCUGUGUAAUUCCUGAUAUACCAAAGACAGCUUUCUUACCCCAGAAGUCACCAGAAAAGGAUUUAGAAAAGCGUGGCAACAAAUCUUCUGAAUCAAGUCCUACAGCAUUUGAUUAUUCUGUAACAGAGUAUCAUCAACAACGUAUUAAGGCUGAAGAACAUCCUGAAGGUGUUGAGCACUAUGUCCAAGGCAUGCUUCCAGACGAUAUAACAGUGGCCCGAGCCUCUUUGGACAUUCAGCCGCAUCACAGCUCGCAGUGCGGUACUUGUCCACAUUGCGGCAAAGUGUACUCCAACCAAUCAGCGCUGAAGUACCACGUACGACUGGUGCACUCCGAUUUGACCAACAUGUACUGCUGUCAUUUGUGUCCAGAGGCGUUCGACUAUCGGGAAGGGUACAAGCGGCAUAUGGCAGAGGCGCAUAUGAUACGGAAUUAGUCAGGGAAGUUAGAAGUUGUUAUAUUUUAAGAAAAACAAUUGUUAAUUAUGGAGGUACCUGGAUAGCAUAUUUGUCACAUGAACUGAGUUGGAUUGAUAGAGAAAAUGGCUACUAGAUAGUAAUAUGUAUUUAUGAAACGUGAAAAGGUUAAUAUAUUUUACAUUGUUUUUUAUUUCGUCAUUUAAGUUUUUUAUAGACAUUGAUUUUGCGAUGUCAAUAGAAAAUACAAAUCAGCGCCUAGAUGUGAGGCAUUGCGAAAAUGUUUUGCGUGUGAUGCGCCAUUCCUAUUUUUUUGUGAUGUGACAAAGUUUUUGAAAACGCAAAAAAACCGGGGAAAAUUGUAAUUUAUAACUUUAUACAUAACCUCUGUUCAGAAAGGACAACACAAAUAAUCCGUUUAGUACAGCUAAUAUACACGGGCAGCAUAUUCAGUAAUAAUUUUCUCACAUAGCAAAUAUUACUGUUUUUUUACACAUGCAGACAGAUAUACAAAGUCAUCCAAUUAAUCUUUUUGUCACAUCUUCUCAGAGAUACAUACUUUACAGACUAUCUGGCCAUUCUGCAACCAACAAAGCACGCUGGUAUGCCGUUAGGUCAUUCCUCCAUAGAUGACACUCACAGGGAGCAUUAGUGGAAUGAACUAUUUGUGCACUAGCAGCUAUCUAGUCAGAAAGUUGAUGUUUUGUAGGUUUUUUCCUGACAUUUUAUAGGUUUUUUGCGUAAUAAACCUGCCGGUUGUAAUACUCACUUUCAUCUUGACUACAGACAGAUUCGUAGACUUAAGUCUGAAUUGGUAGGUAGAACCACUCUACGAUCAUACCAGAGCCGCUUUCCAGUGCCUCAUUUGUGUUACUAGGAGCUACCCACCACCAAUACCGUUCCAGUACUCUUGAGUGUCAUGCACAUGAGUUACUCAUUUUUGAAAUCCCUUCCCCUCAUGCACCAGCUAAAUUAUUCGGUCUUAUACGCUCCGAAAUAGUGGAGAUAACGAAAAUGAUAAUGUGUCAAGAUUGUUAGGUUAUGUUUUUCCUUCGUUUUUUUUUCAUUGAACCGAUACCAGACAAUGGAGGAUAGAAAAAAAUGAUAAUGUUGUGACCCAGAGUCACAACAAUGUUACAUUUGAGAUGUUCCUGAAUAAUAAAUAUCACAAGAGGGUGCAAGAUGCAGUCUAUAACUGGCACUUUGAAAAUAAUUUCGAAUGUAUACACUAAAAUAUGAAUUCGACACAUUUAUCCAGAAGCUUUACAAUAAAGAUGCAGACCUCUGACCUGUUGCGCCAUGAUUCUAAAAGCAUCAUCAUGCAUCAAUUGGAUAGUCUGGCACACGGACAAUGCUUCUGUUUACAUUUUCAUUGUUUGCCAGUGUGAUACAAAUUGUCAACGUCAAAGCAAACCAUAAAAAAACAGGAUAGGUUUUUAUCGUCGCGCUCCCGUGCACAUUUGCUAGAGCAGUUCGGGAGCGUCACACUCCGAGUGCAUACAACUUUCAAUUCAAAAGCACUGGAAAGCGGCUCACUUACAUCUGUCGACCUGUUCCCAAGAUUUGCGGAGCUCGAUCUAUUUAUAGCAGUAGAAAAUGUGCGGAACUUCAGCUUGAACAACCACUUUGACGAUGUGCGUCGCUGAAAAAAGUUUGGCUUCAGGGAAGGUGAGCCGCAUUGCUCGAAAAUGCGAACAUGAAAUGUUUUGCGCGAAUGACAUUACUCAAACCUUUGUUUUGAUAUGCCUUUAUUGUUUAUACAAAAUUAGUAGGACGAGUCAAGUGUAGUAGUAACGAUAAUGAAGCUUUACCAAUACCCUUCUGUUAUAGAUGACAAAAAUGUUAUCUGGUGCUCUCGUUGAGAUGAUCUGCUGUUAUUUGUUUUAUAUGUUGCUGGAUAGAGUUUAAUAGUGGCUACGAUGCCUCGAAUGAGAGUGUUGUUUUGUUAAAUUUCAGAUUUAGUCAAUACACUUUGUGCGCGUUCAUUUCCAAUUUAAAGCAGUUCUUUGACUGGAAAAAUUACAUUUUGAACUUUGAAGCACACUUCUGGCCAGACUGUUGCUUCACUGAAACCAAAUCGAUCUGUUCGUGGUAGGUGCUUCAGGGUCUGCAUAAUGGCAAUAUAUAUUUUUAACCCACCUUUUUUUAACAAAAAUGACCAAAUAUUUUUGACAUAUUUAAUAUGUACUUAGUUUUGUAUGGUGGAACAUGUUGAAAACCAACAUCAUAACAGUGUUAAGAAUCAGGUUGAAAACAAAUUUAUCUAAACUCUAUCCAGCUGCAUCUUAAACACAUCCCCAUAUCAACAUAUUUUGAAAAUAUAUUGUUAUUUUUAUAUCCUUUUUUAUGUUAUUUAAUUCUAAUAAACUGGUUUUUGAAAUUGAAACUGCGAAUGACUAA